AUGAAGGGGGAAUCUCACUUACUGGAAAUUAAAGUGUUAAUUCAAGAGCUGGUGAAGAAAGACACCUCAUCAAAUGUACCUGAGAUCAUUGACAAACUGUUCAGUGAGAUAGAACGUGUGGAUAACGAGGCUGGGAAUGAGAUUCAGGAGGCUCAGAUGGAAGAAAGUGCAAUAAGCCUAUGGAAUUGGGCUGUGACUAACCGAGUAGAUUCAGUCAUCAAUGAUGAGCAAAGAGCUAAAUUGCGCCAUGUUUCUUGCAGGCUAGUGUGCCUAUGUGAAGGCAGCGAUCCUCCAGAGGAGAAGGUGCGAAGACAGAUUUUGAUGACCAUGAAGACUGGAAAAGGGUGGGUGGAUGUUGGAAAAGCCGCCCUUGCUGAUGGAUUUCUUGUGAUUGCCAUAAAUGCAGUUGUUCAAGGGUAUUUUCAGAAAGCAGUGACAUGUUUGCAACGCUGCAAAGAUAUGUUGACAAGGCUGCCAAAACAGACCUGUUGUCUAUCAAUCCUCUGCUAUAACUUUGGAGUGGAAACCUAUGAACAGAAGGGGUAUGAACAGAGCUCCUUCUGGCUCAGCCAGAGCUAUGAGAUUGGGAAAAUGGAUAAGAAGUAUUCUCCCGGGGAAGAAAUGCAGGCUAAAGUGCUGCGGUUAUUAGCCACUGUUUAUUUGGAGUGGGAUUGCGAACAGUAUCAAGACAAGGCUCUCAGAGCUAUAAGCCUGGCUAAUGAGGAGAAUAUGCAUCCAGCUGGGUUUUUCUUGAAAAUUAAAAUCCUUCUGAAAAGUGCAGCAUCUGAUGAAGGCAUCAGGACAGCUGUUGCUGAACUUCUGCAUCAUGAGGUGUCACUAGAUUUCUGUUUGAACACUGCUAAGCUGCUUCUGGAACAUGAGAGGGAAUUGGUUGGUUUUGAUUUUCUGAAGUCCAUCUCUGGGCGGUUUGCGUCGUCACCUGACCUCGGAAAAAUCAUCUUACUCCACAUCGAGUUUCUGUUACAAAGGAUGAAGGAGCCGCUUGCCAAGCAAAAAAUUGAAGAUGUCAUUACAGGUCACUAUACAGGAAAACAGCUGUCACCUGAAACACUGAACCGGCUGCACAUCAUUCUGUGGGACAGAGCUGCCAAGAGCUAUGAGGCAAAAAACUACUCUGAAGCCCUUCAGUGGUAUAACUACUCUCUCAGCUUCUUUUCAUCUGGGCAGAUAGAUCAGAACUUGGCUAAGUUGCAGAGGAAUAUGGCUUCCUGCUACUUUCAUCUGAAACAACUUGAAAAAGCAAAAGAGGCAGUGAAGGAAGCAGAGAGGUGUGAUCCCAGCAGCAUCUUCACUCAGUUCAGUGUGUAUAAGGUUGCAGUCUUGGAGGGUAACACUGAAAAAGCUGUGGAAGCAAUUGCUGCAAUGGGGGAGUUAGCAGCAAAGCCAGCUCAGCAUGAGGAUAAGCUACUAGCAGAUGGAAGUGCAGCCACCAGCCUUCUGAGUUUAACUGCCCAGAUUGCUUUAGAGAAUGAACAACAGGCUGUGGCUAUCAAAGCUUUGGAGUAUUUAUCUCAGCACUCACAAGAUUGUCAACAAGUGUUUACAGCUUUAAAGUGUUUGGUUCGCCUUGUGUUGUCAAAAGUCAUGGCAGAACCCAAAGAGAAUAGGACUAAAGAUAUGGACACACUUGUGACUUACUUGACCUCAGCACAUCAGAGACUUGCUGAGUUUUUUACGGAAGGGAGUAUGACACUGGAUAUGAGGACCCAUGAGGCUCACUGGUUUAGAAAAAUAGCUUGGAACUUGGCUGUACAGUUCGAGAACUGCCCAGGAACAAUGAGGGAUUUCUUUAUACUGUCGUUCAAGUUGUCCCAGUUUUGUCCUUCUGAUAAAGCUGUUCUGAUUGCCCAGAAGACAUGCUUGCUGUUGGCUGCAGCAGUUGAUCUGGAAAUGGGGCGAUGCAGUUUAACACUCACUGACCAGAUUGAGCUUCUGUCUCAGGCCCUUCAUCAUAUCCAGGCAUGCAGGGAAAUCUGGAAUGUUCUGAAGCUAACAGGAGAUUUCUCCAAAGACCCAACAGACACAUUGCUGCUGCUUUAUGAAUUUGAAGCAAGAGCCAAACUCAAUGAUCCAGAACUGGACAGCCUGCUGGAAUUGGUGUGGGAACUGCCACAAAUAGAGAUUAAGACGCUGGAAACCAUUGCUUCAUUAGCGAUGGAGUCUCCUGCUCAUUAUCCCUCUGUGUGUAAGAGGGCCCUCAAGAGCGCUCUGACCCUUCAUAGGAAACAGGAAGCCAUUGAUGCUGUGAGAGUCAGCAAAUGUCUGCACAGCUUGGUUCACCUUUCUCUGCCAACUGGAGUGAUAGACACAGAUGCUUGUGUACUGGAGGAGGUGUGGGGCUACUUUGAAGAUGCUCUGAGCAUUGUAAGCACCACAGAUGAUUACCCAGAGGUGGAGACCCUUUGGCUGAUGACCAGAGCCUGGAAUACAGGAAUAUUUCAGUACAGUGUUGGUAAAUACAAGGAGGCUGAGCACUGGUGUGGGCUGGGUAUGCGCUUUCUGAAUCACCUGAGAUCCCUGAAGAGCAGCUAUGAAAGCCAGAUGAUUGGUCUUUACAGCGAGGUGCUGGAUAAGUUGGACAGAGCAAAGGGGUUCCUUCCAAAUGAAGAAUAA
Messenger RNA from Emys orbicularis (European pond turtle), 2634 nucleotides. RefSeq names its product testis expressed 11 (gene TEX11). Bases 1 to 2634 code for a protein of 877 amino acids. NCBI's taxonomy places the organism in Eukaryota, Metazoa, Chordata, Testudines, Emydidae. The transcript has 28 exons. Gene Ontology annotation, biological process: synaptonemal complex assembly; meiotic cell cycle; reciprocal meiotic recombination. Gene Ontology annotation, molecular function: protein binding. The record is from RefSeq and is a predicted model, not a curated record. Gene Ontology annotation, cellular component: central element.